ACUUGGUCACUUGUCACUUGGUCACCUCUUUUGGUGUCAAACACACUCACACACUACUAGGAGCACACAACUGAAAACCCUCCACCGACAUCACCACCGUUCACAAAAUGGAGGCCGUGGGUUCGACCAGGCUAGGCCGCGCCACCUCCCGCUACGGCGCACCCGCCGUGUUCAGUGGCCCCGUCAGGAAGUGGAAGAAGAAGUGGAUCCACGUCACCCCUUCAUCCUUCAACAACAACAACACUUCUCAAUCUCAUAACAACAACAACAAACCUUCCUCUCGCCUCCUCCUCCGUCGCUGGACCCCUAUCACCGCCUCCUCCGCCGCCGCUGAAGAGUCCCAAGGCGGUUCCGACAACGUCUCAGACGAGCCACCCAAACGGAAGUUCCGUUACACUCCUAUUGCUGUGCUAGAAGAACAGAAAAAAGGGGUUGAAAAGAGUGAACAUGAACCCACAAGUGAGAGUGACAAACUUACAGCUAAACAGAUAAAUGCGACUCAAGAGGUGCAUGGGAAGUUGAACAUGAAUGAAAUUUCUGAGGAGUCCAAGGAUUCAAACAUGAGCAAGUUGGAUCUUGGUUUCGACCUCCAAGGCAACAAUGGUGAAAACAGUCCGAAUUAUGAUGAUUAGAUGGGAAAAAAUAUCUAGAGGGUGGUCCUUGAACUAACUAUUUGGAAGUAGAAGAUCAAGCUAGCUGUCUAGUAGCAAAGUGUUUAUUCCCAAAAGUUUGUGCCAGUAUAUAUGACCUCCUGACAUCGUAUUUUGACAUAAAUCUGGUUAGCAAGAAUUUUGUAUAGUCGUUACUUAAUUAGUGCUAGUACUGUAGGAAGGAUCAGUAACUAGUGUGAUGGUCUUGUAUUACGUGAUGUGAUGUGAGGCUACUAAAUAGCUGUAGACUCAAGACUAUAGUGAAUAUAACAAAAUCUCAAGAUGCUUUCAAAAUCUCACUUUGUAUUUUUCACCACUCA
This is a messenger RNA of Lotus japonicus, 970 nucleotides long. RefSeq lists its product as uncharacterized. Bases 108 to 632 code for a protein of 174 amino acids. NCBI's taxonomy places the organism in Eukaryota, Viridiplantae, Streptophyta, Magnoliopsida, Fabales, Fabaceae. The record is from RefSeq and is a predicted model, not a curated record. The transcript has 3 exons.